Camellia sinensis is the source of this 327-nucleotide messenger RNA. The record is from RefSeq and is a predicted model, not a curated record. NCBI's taxonomy places the organism in Eukaryota, Viridiplantae, Streptophyta, Magnoliopsida, Ericales, Theaceae.
AUGAAACAGUUCAAGAACAAGUACCUUGCUUUGAAAAAGGAGUGGCGGGCUUGGAAUAAGUUGAUGGACAGCAGUAAGGGUGUAACUGGCAUUAGGUUUGACAGGGCAACCAGGUUGUUCACCGCGUCAGAGGAGUGGUGGGAAAAUUUGAAAUCGACAAACAAGCUAGCGUACAAAUUCAAGACCAAGCCAUUGGAGCAUGAAGAUUUGAUGCGGGAAGUUUUCACAAGUGCAACCGCGACUGGGAAACAUCAUUGGACCCCCGACGAGCAAGUUGCGGACAUUGCGGACGGUGAAUCCAAUGUAGUUGACUCCUCUGGGUUAUAG